This is a messenger RNA of Maudiozyma saulgeensis, 1872 nucleotides long. The record is from the annotation of a GenBank genome assembly. Lineage: Eukaryota; Fungi; Ascomycota; Saccharomycetes; Saccharomycetales; Saccharomycetaceae.
AUGUCGUCCCAAGUUAAAGAAAUGAUUGAUGUAAUUUCGUCAGAUACCGACAAUAAUAUAGAGCCUUCAGGUGUGAUAUUACCUAAAGAAUCUGACUAUGAGAUUAACACAGAUUAUGAAGAAUCAUCAUCAGACCAACAGGAUAGUAAAAGUUUUGCCAGUUCAUUUGGAUCUUCGAGUUUUGGUUUAUCUGGCCUUGAAAAUGUUUCUGGAACUAACUCUGAGAAGAAACGUUUAGUACGUAGAGUGCUUUCCCACCUUAAGGAAAAAUUUAAAAGUAAACCACACAAGUCCACUUCAGACGUAACAGAGAGAAAUAAUUUUUUGAAUGAUGAAAGUUUGGAGAAAGAGUCACAACUUGAACCAGAUCAAUUGAAAUCUAGUACUCCUAUAAAUUUCCACACAGAAACUUUUCCUUACCUUGACAUUUUAAAAGAUGAUCCCCCAAUCAAAAGUUCGAAAAAUGAAGAAAGAUAUCAAAAUAUGUUUGCAAAAUAUAAUGAAGUUCGUAAACCAUCAGAUUCAUCGCAUUCUAAUACUUCAUUCAAUAUGGGAGACGAACGUAGUAUUGUUGAAGGACGGGGGAGUUUCUUAUUUACUGAAUCUCCCUUAACACCACAAGAAAAUGAGAGUAAUGCGAAACUCCUAGGGAAAGCCACUUACGAUACCAAUACUUUAGAUACUCACUAUCAGAAAGAAAUAUGCGGUAAAAUUCAAGGUAUUUGUAGAAAAUUUGGGAUAGAGGAGACUACGUCACCAAGUCAGCAAAUAAUGACUAUUGAAGUAAAUUCAAACAUGGCGACACUUUUAGAUCAAAUUUUAUUAGAAGCAAGUAGCACCCUUGAGAAUGUAAGCACAUUAAAAAAUGAAGUCUAUAAAGCUUCAAUUGCCAAAGAGGAGCUUACUAAAAGGCUAUAUAUCGUUGAAAAAGAAUUAGUCGUCAAGAAAGAAGGGAUGAGAACAGAACUUCAAAAUCGAGAUACCUUGCUUGAAAAGUAUAAAUCUAAGAAAGAUCAGAUUAAUGAAUUGUUUGAACUGACUGAACCAUCAACAAAAAAAGAUGUUUCAGAUACAGAAAAACUAAAGACUCUUUUUAAUAUUUUAGAAACUCAUUCAUUGCUAAAGACUAAGAUUGCUUCGUUAUAUAAUGAAAAUACAGGUUUAAAGGAAAUGUGUCGCACAUUAAAAAUGGAAGUUCAAAAUUCUAAAGAUGAAUUAGAAGAUAAAACUUAUGAGGCAAUAAAAUCUCAGUUUCAAAAAGUUAUCUUCAAAUUAGAACAAUGUAUCGAAGAAUAUAAAGGAAGAGGAGAAUUGUUGCAAGAACGUUAUAUGGGAACAGUUGAUAUGUAUAAUGAGGAAAGGGAAAAGGUGAUCGGAUUGCGAAAAGAAAAGAAAAUAUUAGGUAGUCAAAUUCAACUUUUAGAUUGCCAGAAAAAUGAAUCAUUACAAUUUAUGUCACAAUUUAUGAAUUCUUUUAGCAAUUAUGUCGAUAAAAAUGUAAUGUUCGAGUACAAUAUACUUCUAGAAUCUCUAACGAGUAAACUUAAUAUAGAAUUUCUAUCUAGUUUUACUGACUUCCAAUUUACUGACCAUUUUGAGAAAAUCGAAACCCAACUUCAUGAAUUCUAUCAAGAAGUAGCAACGAAUAAGUUCAUGGAUCAAUUAAUAUCUCAAUUUGUUCAGACAAUUGGCACAAAUAACAUUCUCAGUUCUCAGUUAGAGAGUCUAGAUAGAAAAUGUAAUGAUCAAGUAGAAUAUAUCAAUGAGCUAACUCAUUAUAUUAAGAAAUUAAAAAGGAGAAAAAAACAACAGAGAAGUUCACAUUCGCAGCACAACAGAAAUUCAUUUGAACAAAAAAUAAAGGAAGACUAA